Setaria italica (foxtail millet) is the source of this 3290-nucleotide messenger RNA. RefSeq names its product probable leucine-rich repeat receptor-like protein kinase At1g35710. NCBI's taxonomy places the organism in Eukaryota, Viridiplantae, Streptophyta, Magnoliopsida, Poales, Poaceae. The record is from RefSeq and is a predicted model, not a curated record. Gene Ontology annotation, molecular function: protein binding. The transcript has a single exon. The coding region runs from base 60 to 3176 and encodes 1038 amino acids.
CCCACCGCACGCACGGGCACGGCCACGUCGCGCUCCGCUCUACCGCCUCCGCGCGGCCAAUGCCGACGCCACCACCCGCCCCCGCGCGCCUCCUCCACCUCGCGGCCCCGCUCCUCGUCGUCCUCGCCCUCGCCGCCGGCGUCGCCAAUGCCGCGACGCCGCCGUCCCCGGCCGACGCGCUGCUGGCGUGGAAGUCGAGCCUGGGCGACCCGCCGGCGCUGUCCACCUGGGCGGACGCGGCCUCGCUCUGCACCGGCUGGCGCGGGGUCGCCUGCGAUGCCGCCGGCCGCGUCACCUCCCUCCGGCUCCGCGGCCUCGGCCUCACCGGCGGCCUGGACGCGCUCGACGCCGCCACACUCCCGGGCCUCACCUCCCUCGACCUCAACGGCAACAACCUGGCCGGCCCCAUCCCGGCGUCGCUCUCGCGGCUGCGCGCGCUGGCCGCGCUCGACCUGGGCAGCAACGGGCUCAACGGCACCAUCCCGCCGCAGCUCGGCGACCUCUCCGGCCUCGUCGACCUCCGCCUCUACAACAACAACCUCGCCGGCGCCAUCCCGCACCAGCUGAGUAAGCUCCCAAAGAUCGUCCACUUCGACCUGGGCUCCAACUACCUGACCAACCCCGACAAGUUCGAGUCGAUGCCCACCGUCUCGUUCCUCUCGCUCUACCUCAACUACCUCAACGGCAGCUUCCCGGAGUUCCUGCUCCGCAGCAGCAACGUCACCUAUCUCGACCUGUCGCAGAACUUUUUCUCCGGGCCGAUCCCGGACUCGCUGCCGGAGAGGCUGCCGAACCUGCGGUGGCUCAACCUGUCAGCCAACGCGUUCUCCGGCAAGAUCCCAGCGUCGCUCGUGAGGCUGACGAGGCUCCAGGACCUGCACAUCGGCGGCAACAACCUCACCGGCGGCGUCCCGGAGUUCCUUGGGUCGAUGUCGCAGCUGAGGGUUCUUGAGCUCGGCGGCAACCAGCUCGGCGGGCGGCUCCCGCCGGUUCUUGGCCGGCUCAAGAUGCUGCAGCGUCUCGACGUGAAGAACGCCGGUCUGGUCUCCACUCUGCCGCCGGAGCUCGGCAGCCUCAGUAACCUCGACUUCGUCGACCUCUCCGGUAACCACCUCUCCGGGAGCUUGCCGGCUUCCUUCGUUGGGAUGCGGAAGAUGCGGGAGUUCGGCGUAUCGUUCAACAACCUCACCGGCGAGAUCCCACGGGCGCUGUUCACGGGCUGGCCGGAGCUCAUAACGUUCCAGGUGCAGAGCAACUCGCUUACGGGCAAGAUCCCACCGGCGCUCGGCAAGGCGACGAAGCUGCGAAUCUUGUAUCUCUUCAGCAACAACCUUACCGGCUCUAUCCCGACGGAGCUCGGCGAGCUGGCGAACCUGAACGAGCUGGAUUUGUCAGUGAACUACCUCACCGGGCCGAUACCCAGCUCGUUCGGCAACCUCAAGCAGCUCACCCGGCUGGCGCUCUUCUUCAACGGGCUCACCGGCGAGAUCCCGCCGGAGAUCGGCAACAUGACGGCGUUGCAAAUCUUGGACGUCAACACCAACCUACUGGAAGGAGAGCUGCCUUCCACAAUCUCAUCGCUGAGGAACCUCCUGUACCUGGCAUUAUUCGACAACAACUUGAGUGGCACCAUCCCACAGGACCUAGGCAAAGGGCUGGCAUUGACCGACGUGAGCUUCGCGAACAACAGUUUCUCCGGCGAGCUGCCACGGAGCCUCUGCGCUGGCUUUGCGCUGCAGAACUUCACCGCGAACCAGAACAAAUUCAGCGGCACGCUGCCACCAUGCCUACGGAACUGCACUGUUCUGUACCGUGUGAGAUUAGAUCAGAAUAACUUCACUGGCGACAUCUCAGAGGCAUUCGGUGUCCAUCCCAAUUUGGACUACUUGGACGUCUCAGGAAACCAUUUGACAGGGAGACUUUCAUCGGAUUGGUCAAAAUGCAACAAUCUCACAUCUCUAUUCAUCAAGGCAAACAACAUAUCUGGUAAUAUUGAUGCGUCCUUCUGUAGAUUAUCUUCUCUGAGGUCACUGGAUCUUUCAAAUAACCAAUUGAGUGGGGAGCUCCCAGGUUGCUGGUGGAAUUUACAAGCUUUGGAAAUUAUGGAUGUGUCUAGCAACAUCUUUUCAGGUGAAUUUCCAGCCUCAGCAAACGAUGAUUUGCCUCUCCAGUUGCUUCAUGUUGGUAAGAACAACUUCUUUGGAGUUUUUCCACCGAUCAUUCAGAAAUGCAUGAUGCUCAGGACCCUUGAUCUUGGGGAUAACAAUUUCUUUGGCGAUAUACCGUCUUGGAUUGGAACAAGUGUUCCACUUAUAAGAGUUCUCAGGCUUCGAUCAAAUAAUUUCACUGGUAUUAUUCCUUCGGAGCUAUCUCAACUCUCUGAUCUUCAUUUACUUGACAUAGCCAAUAAUAACUUCAUAGGAUCCAUCCCGAGAUCAUUUGGCAACUUAUCAUCAAUGAAACAACCAGAAAAGGCUUUCAUGGAAUCUUUUCAAAAGCUUGAUAUCCAUUUGCUUGCAUUGGUCCAAGAAAGUCGGGUUUCCGUGUUUUCAAGGAGGACUGAGCCCAAGAACCCUAAUGAUGAGUAUCGAGAUAGGGUUAACAUAUUCUGGAAAGGCAGUGAACAAACUUUUCAGAGGACUAUUGAGUUUGUAACAGGUAUUGAUUUAUCAAGCAAUUCACUUUCUGAUGGCAUCCCCGAAGAGAUAGCAUACCUUCAAGGUCUCCGGUUUUUGAACUUGUCAAGAAAUAAUCUAUCAGGCAGUAUUCCAGAAGGAAUUGGCAGCUUGAAUCUGUUGGAGUCCCUUGACUUCUCGUGGAAUGAGCUUUCAGGUGUCAUUCCUCGGAGCAUUUCAAAACUGUCGUGCCUCAGCAUGUUAAACCUGUCAAACAAUCAAUUGUGGGGUGAGAUACCCACAGGAAGCCAGCUUCAGACGCUUGUUGAUCCAUCGAUUUACGGAAACAAUUUGGGGCUCUGUGGCCCCCCUUUGAGUGUACCAUGUUCUGAUUGGAAUAAAUUUGGGAUGACUGAAGACCGUAGAGAAGUUACAUGGUUAUGUUACUCUGUAAUUCUUGACUUCGUUUUUGGAUCCUGGCUUUGGUUUGGAGCUCUAGUAUUCCUGGAGUCCUGGAGGUUUUUGGUUUUCCAGUUUGCUGAUUGCUUAGGAACGAACUAAGGUUAUGCAAAAAGUGUCAUGAAUCAAAUUUUUUGUUCAUAUGUGAAGUAAAAAUUUAUGUUCAGAUGUGAAACAGAAGGACAUAAGGCAGAUGAUGUGCCUUUUUGCUGAGAA